Messenger RNA from Tarenaya hassleriana, 1676 nucleotides. Its product is annotated as cytokinin hydroxylase. The record is from RefSeq and is a predicted model, not a curated record. The transcript is spliced from 5 exons. The coding region runs from base 73 to 1620 and encodes 515 amino acids. Lineage: Eukaryota; Viridiplantae; Streptophyta; Magnoliopsida; Brassicales; Cleomaceae. Gene Ontology annotation, molecular function: iron ion binding; monooxygenase activity; heme binding.
CUCUCUCUCUCUCUCUCUCCAUAUCUUUUCUCUUCGUAUCUUUUUGUUGCAAAAAAAAAAGAUACAAAAGUCAUGUCUGCUGCGUUAAUACAAUCACUCCUCGUGAUAUUCGUGACCCUCAUACUGAGAAUCCUAUACGACACCGUUUCGUGCUACUGGCUAACGCCUAGGCGCAUAAGGAAGAUGAUGGAACGGCAAGGAGUGACCGGACCCAAACCACGUCCGAUCACCGGAAACAUCCUCGAGAUCGCUUCCAUGGUGUCUCGGUCCGUCGCUAAUGACUGCAACUCCGUCCAUCACGACAUCGUCGGUCGCCUUCUUCCCCAUUACGUGGCUUGGUCCAAGCAGUACGGGAAGAGGUUCAUAAUGUGGAACGGGACGGAGCCGAGGUUGUGCCUGACGGAGACGGAGAUGAUAAAGGAGCUUCUAACGAGGCAUAAUGGCGCGACGGGGAAGUCGUGGCUGCAGCAGCAGGGCUCGAAGAACUUCAUCGGUUACGGCCUCCUCAUGGCGAAUGGCGACGACUGGCACCACCAGCGCCAUCCCCCCGCCGCUGCAUUUACCCGACACCGGCUCAAGAAGUAUGCUGAGCACAUGGUGGAAUGCACGAGGAGAACGACGGAGAGACUCGCCGGCGGCGGCGGCCGGGAGGUGGAGAUAGGGGAGGAGAUGCGGCGGCUACCGGCCGAUAUAAUAUCUGUUACCGUGUUCGGUAGUAACUACGACAAGGGCAAACAUAUCUUCCGCCUCCUCUAUGUCCUCCAACGCCUCUGUUCCCAAGCCACUCGCCACCUCUGUUUCCCCGGCAGCCGAUUUCUUCCGAGCAAGUACAAUAGGGAGAUAAAAUCAUUGAAAACGGAAGUUGAACGUAUGUUGAUGGAGAUAAUACAAGGCCGACGAGAUCGCGUAGAGAUCUGCCGGAGCAGCUCGUACGGAAACGAUCUUCUAGGGCUUCUACUAAACGACAUGGACAAUAACAAGACCAACAAUCUCUUGAAUCUACAGAUCAUAAUGGACGAGUGCAAAACGUUCUUUUUCGCCGGCCACGAGACCACCACCCUGCUCCUCACGUGGACCGUCAUGCUCCUCGCCGGAAAUCCUACGUGGCAGGACAAAGUCCGGGACGAAGUCCGUCGUGUCUGUGAUCGCGACGGCGUUCCCUCCGUCGAUCAUCUCUCUAAGCUCACCAUGUUGGGCAUGGUUAUAAACGAGUCUCUGAGGCUCUAUCCACCGGCGACUCUUCUACCAAGAAUGGCAUUCGAAGACAUAAAACUCGGCGAUUUGAUCGUCCCCAAGGGCUUAUCCAUUUGGAUUCCCGUCCUCGCCAUUCAUCAUUCCGAGGAUCUUUGGGGAAAAGACGCGAACGAGUUCAAUCCAGGGAGAUUCGCUGCCAAAACGUUCGGACCAGCUGGUGGUCGCCAUUUCAUGCCCUUUGCGGCUGGUCCGAGGAACUGUAUCGGACAGUCAUUCGCGAUGAUGGAGGCGAAAAUAAUACUAGCGAUGCUGAUUUCUAAGUUCAGCUUCACGAUAUCGGAGAAUUAUAGGCAUGCCCCCGUCGUCGUGCUUACCAUAAAGCCCAAGUAUGGCGUUCAAGUGAUAUUGAAGCCAUUGGAUUCAUGAAGGGUAUUUUUGUUUUCGGAGGGUUUAGGGUUUUUGGGGUUACAAUCAAUUUUGUA